AUGGUGAUCAUGUCGGAGUUCAGCGCGGCCCCAGCGGGCGGGAGCCAGGGUCCGCAGAAGCCCCUGCGGGUGGGCUUCUACGACAUCGAGCGGACCCUGGGCAAGGGCAACUUCGCGGUGGUGAAGCUGGCGCGGCACCGAGUCACCAAGACCCAGGUAGCAAUAAAAAUAAUCGAUAAAACACGCCUAGACUCAAGCAAUUUGGAGAAAAUAUACCGUGAGGUUCAGAUCAUGAAGCUUCUGAAUCAUCCCCAUAUCAUAAAGCUUUAUCAGGUAAUGGAAACAAAGGAUAUGCUUUACAUUGUCACCGAAUUUGCAAAGAAUGGAGAGAUGUUUGAUUAUUUGACUUCCAAUGGGCACCUGAGCGAGGAUGAAGCACGGAAGAAGUUCUGGCAGAUUCUGUCGGCCGUGGAGUACUGCCACAGCCACCACAUCGUGCACCGGGACCUCAAGACCGAGAAUCUGCUGCUGGACGGCAACAUGGACAUCAAGCUGGCAGACUUUGGAUUUGGAAACUUCUACAAGUCAGGAGAGCCUCUGUCUACCUGGUGUGGGAGCCCCCCCUACGCGGCGCCAGAAGUCUUUGAGGGGAAGGAGUACGAAGGCCCCCAGCUCGACAUCUGGAGCCUUGGCGUGGUGCUGUACGUGCUCGUCUGCGGGUCGCUCCCUUUCGAUGGGCCCAGCCUGCCGGCCCUGCGGCAGCGGGUGCUCGAGGGCCGCUUCCGGAUCCCCUUCUUCAUGUCUCAAGACUGUGAGACGCUGAUCCGCCGCAUGCUGGUGGUGGACCCUGCCAAGCGCAUCAGCAUCGCCCAGAUCCGGCAGCACCGGUGGAUGCAGGCCGACCCCACGCUGCCACACACCCGCCCCUCCAGCACGCUCAGCUACAACUCCAACCUGGGCGACUACGACGAGCAGGUGCUGGGCAUCAUGCAGACCCUCGGGGUGGACCGGCAGAGGACCGUGGAGUCACUGCAGAACAGCAGCUACAAUCACUUCGCAGCCAUUUAUUACCUCCUCCUGGAGCGGCUGAAGGAGUACCGCAGUACCCCGCCGGCAGCCCGGCCGGGCCCGGCCCGGCAGCAGAGGCCCAGGAGCUUGGAUCACAGCACUUUGGAGGUGCCUCAGGAAGUCCUCCCUGGUGAAGCGUUCCGGUCCUCGCUCCUGUGCCCACAGCCCCAGACCUUGGGGCAGUCUAUCCUGCAGGCCGAAAUGGACUGUGACCUGCACAGCUCGCUCCAGCCCUUGCUCUUCCCCGUGGACACCAACUGCAACGGCGUGUUCCGGCACCGCUCGGUCUCCCCCAGCAGCCUGCUGGACACGACCAUCAGUGAGGAGGUCAGGCAGGGCCAGGGCCUGGAGGAGGAGCCGGAGGCACAGAGACCCCUGCCCGGCAGCACGGUCCGGAGGCACACGCUGGCCGAGGUCUCCAACUUCUCCCCAAGCGUCCCUCCAUGCAUAGUCAUCUCCUCGUCGGCGAGCCCUUCAGAAGGCACCAACUCCGACAGCUGUCUGACCUUCUCGACAGGGGAGAGUCCGGCGGGGCUGAGUGGAUGCCUGGCUGCUCAGGGGCUGGUGGGCACCUGCUCCCCACUCAAACUGGCCUCACCACUGCUGGGGGCCCAGUCUGCCACCCCGGUGCUGCAGGCGCAGGGGGCUCUGGGCGGAGCUGCCCUGCUCCCCGUCAGCUUCCAGGAAGGCCGGAGGGCUUCAGACACCUCACUCACUCAAGGCCUGAAAGCCUUUCGGCAGCAGCUGCGGAAGAACGCGAGGACCAAAGGGUUUUUGGGCCUGAACAAGAUCAAGGGGCUGGCUCGCCAGGUGUGCCAGCCUUCUUCCAGCCGGGCCACUCGGGGAGGCCUGAGCGCCUUCCAGCUGCCCGCUCAGAGCCCGGGCCUGCAUGGCAGCGGGGCCAGCAGCCGGGAGGGCAGGAGCCUGCUGGAGGAGGUGCUGCACCAGCAAAGGUUGCUGCAGUUACAGCACCACCCAGCAGCCCCACCGAGUUGCCAGCAGGCUCCCCAGCUGCCCCCAGUCCCGCUGGUCCUGGCCCCCUGUGACAGUGCCCUCCUUGUGUCGGGACUCCAGAAGGAGCUGGGGCUGGGGCCUGGCCUGCUGCUGCCACCGCACCUCCUCCAGGCCGGGGUCUCUCCGGUAUCCUCGGCGGCCCACCUCUUGGACACCCAUCUGCACAUCAGCACUGCCACGGCACCCCUCCCUGCCGCCGCCGCACCCCUGCAGCCACACUUCACCAUGCUGCCCCCGGGCUUCGACCCCAUGGGGCUGCCGCAGGGGGACUGUGAGAUGGAGGACCUGACCUCAGGCCAGCUGGGCACAUUUGUCCUGGUGCAGUGA
Messenger RNA from Pipistrellus nathusii (Nathusius's pipistrelle), 2349 nucleotides. Lineage: Eukaryota; Metazoa; Chordata; Mammalia; Chiroptera; Vespertilionidae. The record is from the annotation of a GenBank genome assembly.